GUUGCGAUACUAUUUUAGCAUUAAUAUUUUUCAAAAUGCCUAAAUAUUCAACGGCGUGGUUAUACACAAGUUCAAAAUGCGCACAGUUCAAGACAAGGGUGAGGAUUUGAUAUGCCUGCCUUCAUUUAUGUUCAGCAACUAAUUUGACCUGUUGCAGAUCAUUUCAAUGCAUUUGCGCACACUUUACGCACACUGGUCAAUAUACCUACAUAAACGUGUACUAUUUCUGUAGGCUUAUUAUAAAAUACAGAACUGUUUUUGUUUCAAUUACAGUCUUGGCAUUUUCAGUUUGUUUAUGUAAUUAAUAGGCAAGUGAAAAUGUACAUUCAUCAACAAUACAUAUGUUACCCGUCAGGUUUAUAAGUGCUCCCUAUAUGGUUGGAAGACAGACGAUCCGCAUGGAUAGUGGAAAUGGCCCAGUGACAGUUAUGGAUGAGAGUCCCACAUCUAGCCCCAGCUCCAGCCCCAGUCCUGACAUGCUGACCACCGACAGUCGACGUCCGGAGGCCCUGCAGCACUCCAGGGUGGUCCAGGCCGGUGGGCUCGGUGGCAGAGGGCGACCGGCAGCAGCCAACGCAGCACGGGAGAGGAGUCGAGUGCAGACCCUGAGAAGCGCAUUCCUGGAGCUACAGAGGACUCUUCCGUCGGUGCCACCGGACACAAAACUGUCCAAGCUCGACGUGUUGAUUUUGGCCACCACGUAUAUUGCCCAUCUGACUCGGACCUUGCAAGAGGAGGGGAUGGAGGAGGGAGAGAGCAAUAGACAAACAGAGGCCUUACACUCGCUGAAAGGUGAAGGUUACCUGCACCCUGUGAAAUUUUAA
Messenger RNA from Salvelinus namaycush (lake trout), 824 nucleotides. Its product is annotated as transcription factor 24-like. The record is from RefSeq and is a predicted model, not a curated record. Gene Ontology annotation, molecular function: DNA-binding transcription factor activity, RNA polymerase II-specific; RNA polymerase II transcription regulatory region sequence-specific DNA binding; protein dimerization activity. The transcript is spliced from 2 exons. The coding region runs from base 342 to 824 and encodes 160 amino acids. Gene Ontology annotation, biological process: developmental process; regulation of transcription by RNA polymerase II. Lineage: Eukaryota; Metazoa; Chordata; Actinopteri; Salmoniformes; Salmonidae.